Molecule: messenger RNA, 1644 nt
Organism: Peronospora farinosa
Lineage: Eukaryota; Oomycota; Peronosporomycetes; Peronosporales; Peronosporaceae
Source: the annotation of a GenBank genome assembly
AUGUCAAGUGCAGCCCGGAUUUCCUGCGCGCUGGUUGUUAUCGCGCUUGUCAUUUGCUCGGCUACAACCGUGGCAACCCCCAAGUCGAUUCCUGCGGGUGUCGCUUUGUUCACGCUGCAUUCGUCUUAUGUCCCGACCGCGAUCAAGCGGCGCUUGAGGCGUACCACGGCCAUGGAGACCAUUGAAACUGCUGGAGAGAGGGCCCCUAAUUUCCUUGUUUCUGAACUGGCUUCGAGCUUUUCUAGCCUGAAGUCACUUCCUGCGGCGUUUUACCAGAAAAGUCAAAGUUGGAUGUUGUGGCUGACGCGGAAAUCCUCGGACGAGAUGUUUAAGCUUCUGAAGCUCAACGAGCUCGUUAAGCUCGACACGGAUGGAACUAAAUUGUUUGGAGACCCCCGCUUUAUAGAGUGGGUCACUUAUGUGAGGACAACAUACUCAAAAGACCCCACAGCGGCGGCUGAGGAAAUUUUAAAGACCUUAAUAGAUCAUUACGGUGACGGUGCUGCAUUGGCUAGACAUUUAGUUGCUGGAACGGAUAUUAAUGGUGUGAAACUCAUCGCUGAUCUCGCUGCAGACCUGCAAGCGGCGCAGCUUAAAAAGUGGGAUAAGGAAGGGAAAACGGUGGAAGAGGUCUUACAGAUUUUGGAGCUGCAUAAGCCAGAAAGCAAUCCUUUUCAAGACCCACUGUUUUUGCAGUUGUUAGCUUUCGUGAAUCUUAAACACCCAAAAGACCACGCAGCGAGUGGAGAAGGACUGUUUAAAAAUAUACUAUUUUCGCAGUGGGCCACCUUCAUCGAGGUAAGACACCGGGACAAACCCGAAGCGGCAAUUGAUGUAAUCUUGUCGACUCUGGCAGCUCAUUACGGGGAAGAAAAAGCAUUGGCUGAUGUUCUUGUUGCUGGAACGGAGAUUUCCCAUAUGGCUAAACUCGCUAUUAACCUGUUGAAGGGGCAGUAUCAGAAGUGGGAGGACACUGGAAAAAGUGUGGAGUGGAUUUUUACAGUUUUAAGGCUGGAUGAGAUGGGAGAAGGACUGUUUAAAAGCCCACUAUUUUCGCAGUGGGCCACCUUCAUCGAGGUCAGACACCGGGACAAACCCGAAGCGGCAACGGAUGUAAUCUUGUCGACUCUGGUAGCUCAUUACGGGGAAAAAGGUCCAUUGGCUGAUGUUCUUGUUGCUGGAACGGAGAUUCCUCAUAUGGCUAAACUCGCCGUUAGCCUGUUGAAGAUACAGUUUCGGAAAUGGAAUGACAUUGGAAAAGAUGCGGAGUGGGUAUUUACAAUUUUAAGGCUAAAUGAGUUUGAAGAAGAGCUGUUUGAAAGCCCACGCCUGUUCAUGUGGCUAGUUUAUGUCGAAAAGCGCUAUCGAGCGGAGGACAAUGAGGCUUAUAAGGCGGCUAUUGCGGCAGCUGAGAAGUGGACUGAUCCGGAGAUUAAAAAGCUGGCUAAUGAGGCGGUUAAGACGGCUAAGGAGGUGGCUUAUAUGGAGCCUUUUGAGGCAGUUUUUUCGACCUUACAUAGCCAUUACAGAGACGAUAUGUUAAAAGAAAUUCUAGCGAAGGGUUCGGAGAACGCCAACCCGGAAGUAAAGAAAGUUGCUGACGAAGUGAAAAAGAUGCAUGAGUGGGCCACUCAAGAAUAUUAG